Balaenoptera ricei (Rice's whale) is the source of this 10262-nucleotide messenger RNA. RefSeq names its product ribosomal RNA processing 8 (gene RRP8). Bases 161 to 1714 code for a protein of 517 amino acids. Lineage: Eukaryota; Metazoa; Chordata; Mammalia; Artiodactyla; Balaenopteridae. The record is from RefSeq and is a predicted model, not a curated record. Gene Ontology annotation, biological process: cellular response to glucose starvation; rDNA heterochromatin formation; regulation of transcription by glucose. Gene Ontology annotation, molecular function: methyltransferase activity. Gene Ontology annotation, cellular component: chromatin silencing complex; rDNA heterochromatin; nucleolus. The transcript has 7 exons.
CUCGAUGGUUUUCGGCGCUGCGCCGGCUGCUCUAGCCGCCUUAGCUUUCACUCUUUGGUUUCCGGCCCUGUUCUGGAGGCUCUGAGCGAUUUGAUUCCUGGAGACGAGCUGGGCACGUGGAGAGGCUGGUGGACCGCGCGACCUCGCUCUCGCCAGCCCCAUGUUCGAGGAGCCGGAGUGGGCCGAGGAGGCCCCAGUAGUCGCGGACCUCGGGUCUGUAGCCUUACGGCCUCGGACCACGGCCGACUCGCAGAUCAAGGGCUCCAAGCGCCGCCAGCUCUUGGCCACAUUACGGGCCCUGGAGGCAGCAUCUCUUCCCCAGCAGCCCCCCAGUCUGCCUGGCAGUGACGAGGAGGACGAGGAGGAGGUGGUGGAAAGAAAGAAGAAACGCCCAAAAAAGGUCUUGUUUGCCAGCGCUUCUCCUGAAGUAGAGAAGAAAAGGAAGAAGAAACGUCAAAAACAGGGCCCACCUAGCAGUGACUCCAAGGAAGAGGAAGUGGAAAGGAAGAAGUGCCACAAAGGGGCUCUUCUUGGAAAUGACUUUGCUGAAGAAGAGAAGAGAAAGAGGAAAUGCCAGAAACAGGACCCUUCAAAUCCUGCCCAGCCCCUGGACAAUGUUGACCAAACUGGUUCCAAAGCUUGGAAUUCUAGUGCUGCAAAUGACUUCACCAAGCCAAGCCCUGAGACCCCUUGCUCUAAUCCUCCACAUACUUUGAGUCGCAAGCAGUGGCGGAACCGGCAGAAGAACAAGCGUAGACAGAAGAACAAGUUUCGGCUUCCUCAGCCACCAGAGCAGGCCUCAGUCACAGCCGCCGCAGAGGAGACAGAGGUGCCUCCUGCCCCCAGUCCAGACAGCCAUGGAGCCCGGGCGGAGGCUCUGCGAGCCCGCAUGGCCCAGCGGCUGGAUGGUGCCCGGUUCCGCUACCUCAAUGAACAGCUGUACUCAGGGCCCAGCAGUGCUGCACAGCGCCUCUUCCAGGAAGACCCUGAGGCCUUUCUCCUCUACCACCGUGGCUUCCAGAGCCAAGUUAAGAAGUGGCCACUGCAGCCAGUGGACCGCAUUGCCAGGGAUCUUCACCGGCGGCCUGCGUCCCUCGUGGUGGCUGACUUUGGCUGUGGGGACUGCCGCCUGGCUUCAAGUAUCCGGAACCCUGUGCACUGCUUCGACUUGGCCUCUCUGGACCCCCGGGUCACUGUGUGUGACAUGGCCCAGGUGCCUCUGGAGGAUGAAUCUGUAGAUGUGGCUGUGUUCUGCCUUUCACUGAUGGGAACCAACAUCAGAGACUUCCUAGAGGAGGCAAAUCGAGUGCUGAAGCCAGGGGGUCUCCUGAAAGUGGCUGAGGUCAGCAGCCGCUUUGAAGAUGUUCGGACCUUUCUGGGGGCUGUCACCAAACUGGGCUUCAAGGUCAUCUCCAAGGAGAGGGAAGCGUCAGCUGGUCUUGAGUCCUGUCCGGUAGGACCAUUUGAAGAGGCAAGGAGACCUCAGCACAAAGAAGCUAGGAGUGUGCCAUGUGGGCUGAGGAGGGAGGCUCAGGAGACCACCCAGAGUAAAGCUGCCUCCACCAAGGUAAAGGGGACUGCAGAAAAGGGACAGUAUGAUGCUCCCUUUAAAUAUGUAGCAGGCUCAUGGGGCACAGAAACAUCCAGUCAAGCAAGAACUGUUUUAUCCCCUUCCUUCUCUGCAGUUGGGCCCAGAGCAGUCAGCAGCUCUUAGGUGGAGAGGAGGUGAGAAGAGCAGAGAGCAUCCAGAUUGUUCCUCCCUUCCCUAGUGCAGGCUCCUUGACUUAAGUGGGACAGAGCUGGGAGGUGAAAUAGUUAAAGCUACAAUAGGUGCAGAUUAUUUAUUGUAACGUAGGAUUAGACAUUGCAAUCAUUUUUUUUUAAUUAAUUAAUUUAUUUAUUUUUGGCUGUGUUGGGUCUUCGUUUCUGUGCGAGGGCUUUCUCUAGUUGCUGCGAGCGGGGGCCACUCUUCAUCGCGGUGCGCGGGCCUCUCACUCUCGCGGCCUCUCUUGUUGCGGAGCACAGGCUCCAGACGCGCAGGCUCAGUAAUUGUGGCUCACGGGCCUAGUUGCUCCACGGCAUGUGGGAUCUUCCCAGACCAGGGCUCGAACCCGUGUCCCCUGCAUUAGCAGGCAGAUUCUCAACCACUGCGCCACCAGGGAAGCCCCAUUGCAAUCAUUUGAGAUUGGUUUUGUAUCUUAAACUGAUUCUAAGACAUCUAUGAACUAAGAAUGAGCUGAAAAGUCACAGGCUUGCUGCAGCUUUUCUCUAAAUGAAAAAGGGUUGGUGGGUGGUGAGAGACAAGAAUAAAGUUGGGUUUGGAUAGCAGUCUGUGCUCAUGCUUCCUCAGCAUCCCUUUUAGAGGCUUAUUGCCCCUGCAGUCAUCGUGGUGCUCCAGCUUUUGUUCCUGUAACACUGUUCUAAGGGAGCACAGUUCCCAAAGAAGCAACGUGGUCUUGGCAGAGACACAGCUUGGCUCCAGUCACUCAACCACUUACGUAAUUGCACGAAGCCCUUUACAGAUUCUCACAGAGACCUCUAAUUAUGUUGUCCUCCAUCCCUGGUGACUUCUCAGGCUGGCCACCUGGUUCUAGGACAUUCGACUACUGCAGUAACCACCUUACUGGUCCAGUUGCUUCCACUCCUGUCCCCAGAGCAAUUCAUUUUCCACUCAGCCAAGUGAGCUUUUUAAAAUGUAAGUUAGAUAUGUCACUUCUCUGCUGAAAAUCCUUCAAUGGAUUCACAGUGCUCUGAGAACAAAAGGCAAACUCCUUCCCAGGCCCUAUGUGAUCUUGCCCAGGCCUCUCCAACUGCACCUUAACCCACUGCUUCCACACGAAACUGCAGCCACACAGGCUUUCUUUCCAUUCCUCAAGUGUUCCAAGCCAUUUCUACUUCUGGGUCGUUACAUUUGCCACUCCAUCUUCUCAGGAUACUUUUCCCUGGUGAGUUCAUUUUCAUCUUCCAGAUCUUCACACCAGCAUCACCUUUUCUUUGGAGGAAAAAACGGGCUAGAUGCUCACCAAAAUGUCCUUUUCCUGGACACACAGUUAAAUUACAUUUCCCAGCUCCUUGCAUCAGGGUGGGGCUGUGUGCAUAGUCCUUCCCAGUGGAAAGUGAGUAGAAGUGAUGUUUCACUGCCAGACCAAGACAGUUAAAGAGUGGAUGAGCCUUCUCCGUAUUCUCCACCCCCUCCUCUGCCUUCCAGGGUGACCCUGAAGCACGUGUUUUGAAGAUGGAGUCAGAGCAUAGAAGGAGUCUGGAUAUUUAAGUCCCUGCUUAGAGGAGAAUUGCUUGACCAAGAAUAUCCACAUUUCUUUGAACAAGGAAUAACCUCUGUUGCGUUAAUGUUUAGCCUGAUAUGCCCUGGCUAAUAUACCUUCUCUGGCCAUACUGUCCACCUUAUCUUGAUCACAAAACCCUUUUUGUUUCCUUCAGGUGCUUCAGACAUUUAAUUAGCUUACCAGAUGCCAGUCAACACUUCCCCCAGUCCUAUGAAUUGGACUCCUAACUGGGGAAAAAAUGCUUACAUGAGGGAGUUGAGAUACUGAUUUUAUCAGUUUAUCAGUUACAUUUUGAUUGUGACCAAAAAAAAAAAGGAAAUCCCCCUAAAGAGUAUCUUAAACAAAUUAGAUUUUUCUUCUUGUAAAACUAAAAACCUAAUGGUUGAUGGUUGUUGGCAUUGGUUCAGGAAUUCAAGGAUGUUAGCAGUUAGGUCUGUGUGAUUCUCUUGAUCUCUUGAUCCUCAUGGUCACAAGAUGAUGUGUUUUGAUUAAGCAGAGACACCCUACUUACCGUUACCCUUCUCAGGAGUCUCACAGGUAGCCACAGCCCCUAUCUUUUUGGCCUUACUUCAAGGGUCCUUCUACAUUGUUAGUACUCUGGUGUAAAUAUGUUCCAUUACUCCCUGUAACGUGGCUGAGACCAAUCUGAAAUAUUACUAUUUUAAAUAUAUUUGUCUCCCCCGCCCCUUCCCACAUCUCAGUGGCCUGUCAGCAACUCAUCCAAUUCAAAGCUGUUCUCCCUCCAGCUCAGUGGGGUGGGGAAACCUUCAUGGUCUGUUUCUUUCACUCAUUCUUUACCUCCUCUGUCACUUCUAGGAUUGGGAUGGGGGAAGGCAUGUUAGAGGCAAAAAGGCUAAACUGAUUUAGUUUAGCUUCAUCAGUGUGUUCUACCAAGACAGGCAUUUAAAUGUUGGCUCAGUGUGUGAGGUAUCGGGGUUCUUUGGAGUCCCGCCAUGGGGACUUGCGUGCUAACUGGUUUUGGUUCCCUCCUUAUGAUACUCAGCCCACACUCCCCCUCGGCUCCUCAGCUCCUGACGCUGACAGUGUAUGCACAGCGUCCCAGUGCUAAAGUCCCUCACCCUGGUGGGCAGCCCUCCUGGGAGAGGUCCCAACAAAUACCUUAAGAGUGGUUACCUUUCCGGGAGCUCCCAGGAAACUCAUGCAUGUUGGUCCUGCCAAACAGCCCAAGUGCAGCCCAGCCAGCAGCUGACUCCCCUCCCCUUGCCCUGUCCCAGCUAGCCUGACUCUGAGCUCUCCAUAUCUCUCUCUCUCUGGCUCCAAACCCUCACAAGUGAUUCAGGUUACUUUCUCCCAAGAAGCCUCUGCCCCAGGCUCCACCCCAGUGGCCAUAUGGAGCUGGGUCUAUAAGUUUCUGAGUAUAGCAAGCGUCUUGCUAGAGAAUGUAGUGCUGAAUGAAUAUAAGGUCUCUCCCUCUCAUGGGAACAUGAAAUGACAAUAAGUGGUUCUGUUGGAGCCCUCCUCGCUUGAUUUAGGAUGGAGGGAACAGCACUGCUUCUUUACCUUUCAGGGAGAAGUUCUCUCUAUUCCUAAAAAUUCCCAUCAAUGAAGCUUGCAUUUCUAACUUCAUGUACAGUAGGAAGGUUGGUGGGCCCUGGAUCACCUUUAUUACCUUAGAGUAAAUUCUAUGUAGGUAUAUCUAGCACCCUUAUUUAACAUCUUCUUACUUGUGCAAGUAUUCUUGUAAAAUGUGAAUUGUUCUCGUGCAUGUGCUUUAUUUAUAGAGUAUUGUCAACAAAUCUUGUCUUCUUUUUUUCCAUCACUCAACUGUGUUUUUAAUAUCCAUCUAUGUUAUCAAUCAGGGCCCACUCAGGAAAAUAGAAACCAUACUAAGUGUUUCAGUUAGAGGGCAUUUAAUGCAGAGAAUUGACUACAAGUGAUAGAGGCUGAGACAAAAGAUGCUUGAUGUAAUUAAAAAUUAAGAACUGGAGAAAUCAGAUAAUGUCCUAAGGCCUGGGAAAACAAAAGGGAAGAAGGGAAAUGAUUACCAGAAACUAGGAGCUCAGAAAAGGGGCCACUUUUGACUGGUCAGUACUCAGAUCUUUGUGGGGAGGCUCCCUCCACAUACCUGGUGCUUGGACUUCUGAGGAAGGAAAUGGCCUUGAGGGUGAGGGAGCAAGGUCUGACUGUUCUCUGACUGCCAAGGGGGGAGCUGAUCUGCUGCUGGUGUCUCAGAAGUGUAGCAAAGCUGCUGCUGAGUGCAAAAGAAGCUAGUAGCCAGAGACAACUGUCUGCAGCUGAAAUACUGUGACAGCAACUGGAAAACCGGAAUGAAGACUCUCCCCCCGUGUUUCAUUUUCAGUUUCCCUCUAUGGCAUCCCUUUGGCAAAACCUAAUGGAACCACCUGCCAGUGGAUUCUGGGAAAUACACUUUGCAGAAUCACAGCUGCAACAACACAACUCCAGAGUGUGUGUACAUGGGGGCUGAGAGGGAGGUGUGUUGCAGAGGGAGAUAUGGAGAGUGUAGGAGCCAAAAGAAAAUAGGUAAAUAGCCAGUAUAUUCCAUGUAGCUGCUCAUACAUCUAGAUUGUUGCUUCUGUCAGCUGUGAAGUACUUCAUAAUAUGCAUCCACCGUAGUAAACUUAUAUAUUGGCCUGGUUGCCUCAAAUUCUUUGCCAUCUGGAGAAAUUAAAAUCCUUGCAGCUAGGGUUCUGAGUACAAAAUAAGUGCCCCUGACUAGAUGCACUCAUUUGAGAUUUGGGAGGUAAGGGUCAUCUUCCUGCCGCUUGGCUGUGAUUGCUGGAGGCAGGGGUAGGCGCUGGGUUUCUACAGCAGCGUCCUGCUGAAGCCAGGGACAAAAUAGGGUGCCUGCUGUAGGGGCGAAAGUUCAGCGUAUUCUGGAAGUUCAGUAGGUAAAAUAAAUCUGCUCUGUACAAAUUUGGCUUUAAUAAGAUGGUUAAGAAGAAAAAUUAUUGGAAGGGUGUCAAUAAGUUACUCAGAGAACUAAUGGAAAGUCCAGGGAGUGAGGCUUAGAGAACAGACAGGAGCCAAGGGAGGAUGAACAGCUGCAAAAUCUAAGGUCAACUUUAGUCAGUCUGGUUAGGAUGGCACUGCUGUCACCAUUGCUACUUGACUUUUCUCUCAGUGUUGUUGGUACAUAGAUUGAUGCUGAGAAUUGAGUUAAUCCUCCUCUAUGUUCAUGGCACUAUAUUAGGACUGGCUCAGAAAGGCCCCUCUCCUGUUCUUUGUUAUUUUGUUUGUUUACUUUAUUCCUGAUUCAUACUUCUGCCCCUCUUGUACCCCACAAUGUGUUUGUCGUGUGCCCCUGGACACCUGUGUUUCUUUGGCAAAAUAGAUGGUGGUUUUGGUAUAUGCAUGCUGUGGCAGAGACUUGCCUAGCUGUUCCUCACACCGAUUUUCUUCUUCCUGGGAAAUUAGCUGUACUCUUUGCCGGCUUCCCUUAUUAUUAAGUGUGGCCAUGUGAUUGAAUCUAGCCAAUUGGAUGGUAGUGGAACUAAGGUGUGCUACUUCUGUGACUUGGGUCCUUAAAUUUUCCUAUGCACAGUCCCCCAUGUUAUUUCCACUUUGGCCUUUGAGCAUAUGACCUUGAAAGCUACACAUUGAAGAUGACGGAGCCAAAAGGUGGAAGGAGCUUGAACAUCACUUAGAGGAGAGCCACCCACCAAUUAGGAGCAUGUGUUUUGGAUUUCACGUGAGUGAAAAAUAAAUCUCUAUAUUUUUGAGCCAUUAUACCCUUGGUUUGUUGUUACAGCGACUAGUAAUCUUUUUUUUAAAUCCCUUUUAAUUGAACACAUCAGAAAAGUAAACAAAACACACACCCAUACAGAAAAGUAAACAAAAAUGUUAAGCCUAAUGGUUUAUCACGAGGCCAGUACCUGUGUACACGCCACCUAGACUAAGAAACAGAAGGCUGUCAACACCCAGAAGCCUCUUUUAUGUCACCUCCCAACUUUCUUCUCUUGACUUCACAGUUACGACCAUCCUGACUUUCAUGACAUUGAUUUCCUUGCUUUUCUUUAUAGUCUUACCAGUUGAGCAUCCAUACCUAAAUUGUAUAUAUUUCCAUGUGUCUGGCUUCUUCCACUCAACAUUGGAUUUAUGGGAUUCAUCCAUGUGUUGAGUGCAGCUGAAUUUCAUUCAUUUUUAUUUCUGUAGAAAUAUAUCCCAUUCUGUGAAGAAACCACAGUUUAUUGAUUGAUUCAACUGUUGAUGUACAUUUGAGUUAUAUAUCAAUCAGAAUGGGCUGGAUCAUGCUACAGGAAAUAAAAACCCAAAAUAUUAAUGGCUUAACCCCACAAAAGAUAAUUUUUUAUUAUUGCUGUAGGUUGGCAGGGACUCUGUUCCUAGUCACUAAGGUACUCAAGCUAAUGAAACUCCAUUGCAAUACAUGCUUCCAUAAUCACUAGGCGAGAAAAGGGAACAAGGCAGAUCACACCCUGGCACCAAAAGCUUCACCCUGGAAGCGACACAUGUCCUUUUUGCCCCGUUUAAUUGGCCAAAACAAGUCUCAUUGCCAUGUAUACCUCCCGUACAAGCCUACCGUGUACCCAGAAGGAAGAGAAGCAGAAUGUGAACUGCCUAAUGAUUAGUUUGUGGUUCCUACAAACAAUGCUGCUGUGAACAAUCUUGCUAGUGCCUCUUGUGCAUGUGCACAUGCUUCCUUUGGGAAUAUAACUAGAAGAAAACUGGUCAUAAAGUAUGUAUAUCCUCAACUUUAAUAGUUAAUGCCAGGCUGUUUACAAAUUUUUCAAUUUAUACUCCCUUCACCAGGGAAAUGAGUGUUCACAUAAUCCACGUGAGAAUUCACUUUAUUCCAUAUCUUUGCUAUCUUGUGGCAUUGUCCCCCAGUUCCAGUAUAUGUGUUAUGUUAUGCCCUUUGGUUUAACUUUUCAUUUCCCUGAUUACUAAUGGGAUUGACCUUUUCAUGGGUCUUACUGGCUGUUUGAAAAUCCUCUUCUAUCAAGUGCCUGUUGAAGUCUCUUGCCCAUUUUUUCUAAUGGAUUGUCUUUUCUUUGUUGAUUGUUGUAGUUAUAUAUAUAUAUACACAUAUACAUAUAUAUAUACAUAAUCCCUUUUGGUUAUAUGUACCGCAUGUAUCUUCUCCCAUUCUGUGGUUUGCUUUUUCACUCUCUUAAUGGGUGUUUAUUGAUGAACAGAAGUUUAAUGUAGCCUGGUCUAUCGAUUGUUCAUGGUUAAUGCUGUGUGUGCCUAUUUAAAGAAUCAUUCCUACUGCAAAAUGAUGAAGAUAUCUUACUAAAUUAUCUUCUGGACGUGUUAGUAUUUUGCUUUUCAUAGUUCUACAACCCAUGUGCAACUGAUUUUUCUGUGUGGUUAGAAUAGGAGCCAAGUUUAAUUUUAUUUCCAUCUAGAUAUCCAAUUAAUACAAAACUGUUAAUUGAAAAAAAAAUUUUCCUGUUGCUCUCUACCUUUCCAUAUUUCCAUAUAUUCCAUAUAUAAGUGCGAGUUUGUUUCUGGGCACCCUAAUCCAUUCCUUGGUCUGUACGUCUAUCUUCACAGCAGUACCUCACUGUUUUAACUACAGUAGCUUUCUAAUAAGUCUUAGUAUGUGGUACAGCAAGUCCCACACGUUUUUCAUCUCCAGAAGGACUAUUGUUGGACCUUUGCACUUCCAUGAUUGUCAAGUUCCCCGAACACCCUGAUGGGAUUUUCUUAUGCUGGAUCAGUUUGGUGCGAUUUGAUACAUUUGUAAUACUGAGGCUUCCAAAUCUGUGGUCUGUGUGCUCCAUUUCAUUAAUUGCUGUCAAUAAUGUUUACAGAUUUAUGUGCAAAGUUCUUCUUGCACAUCUUUUGUUAGAUUUAUUCCUAGGCAUUUACUGUUUCUUUUUUAAACAUCUUGCAAAUGGGAUCUUUAGAAACUUCAUUUUCUGCUUGCUUGUAUAUAGAAAUAUCACCAAUUUUUGUGUGUUGACCAUGGAGCAGCACCCUUGCUAAGUAACCUCACUUACUAACUGUAAUAAUUUAUCUGUGUUCUUUUAUUUUCUACAUAUAUUAUACUCAUAUCAUCUCUGAACAUUGUAUCAGUUUAUUUUAUCCUUUCUAAUUCUAUAUCAUUUAUUCUUUUUUUUUUUUUUUUUUUUUAAAUUUAUUUAUUUAUUUAUUUUUGGCUGUGUUGGGUCUUCGUUUCUGUGCGAGGGCUUUCCCUAGUUGUGGCGAGCGGGAGCCAGUCUUCAUCGCGGUGCGCGGGCCUCUCACCAUCGCGGCCUCUCUUGUUGCAGAGCACAGGCUCCAGACACGCAGGCUCAGUAGUUGUGGCUCACGGGCCCAGUUGCUCCGUGGCAUGUGGGAUCUUCCCAGACCAGGGCUCGAACCCGUGUCCCCUGCACCGGCAGGCGGAUUCUCAACCACUGCACCACCAGGGAAACCCUAUAUCAUUUAUUCUUAUCCAUGCUAUACUCCACUGGCCAGGAGAUCCAUCACUGUGUUCAAGAAAAGUGAUGUUGGUGGAAGUGUGACUCAUUAUCAGACUUGAAGGAAAAGCUUUCAGUAUUUCGUCACUGAGUGUGAUAUUUGAAGUGAGAUUCUGAUUAAUGGUUGUCAGAUCAGUAAUGUGCUCUACUUGCUAUUACUUGUAUCAUGAAUUGGAUUGUAUUUAUUUAUUUAUUUUUGGCUGUGUUGGGUCUUCGUUUCUGUGCGAGGGCUUUCUCUAGUUGUGGCAAGCGGGGGCCACUCUUCAUCGCGGUGCGCGGGCCUCUCACUAUCGCGGCCUCUCUUGUUGUGGAGCACAGGCUCCAGUCGCGCAGGCUCAGUAGUUGUGGCUCAGGGCCUAGUUGCUCUGCGGCAUGUGGGAUCUUCCCAGACCAGGGCUCGAACCCGUGUCCCCUGCAUUGGCAGGCAGAUUCUCAACCACUGGGCCACCAGGGAAGCCCCCAUGAAUUGGAUUUUGAAUUUUGUCAAAUGCUGCUUCUGAAUUGAGAUGAUCAUAUGUUUUUAAAAAUUCUGUCAGUGUAGCAAGUAAAAGAUUUAUUUCCAUAUGUGAAA